This is a messenger RNA of Panicum virgatum (switchgrass), 2756 nucleotides long. RefSeq names its product LEAF RUST 10 DISEASE-RESISTANCE LOCUS RECEPTOR-LIKE PROTEIN KINASE-like 1.2. Lineage: Eukaryota; Viridiplantae; Streptophyta; Magnoliopsida; Poales; Poaceae. Gene Ontology annotation, molecular function: polysaccharide binding. The record is from RefSeq and is a predicted model, not a curated record. Bases 1307 to 2125 code for a protein of 272 amino acids. The transcript has 6 exons.
GGUGCGGGUUGGAUGGUGGGUGACUCGCUAGUCGAGUCCUCCCGGUUUUCGCAGGGAGGGUUCGACCCCAUCCGCCACCGUUCCACCGCCCUCCAUCCUCCCGAUCCCGCCGGCGCCUACUGCCCUCCUCACCGGCCAUCCUCCCCGUCGCCCUUGCAAGGCCGCAAGGCGCAGGCCGCCCUCCUCGCCGGCCAUCCUUGCAAGGCCGCAGGGCGCAGGCCCGCCCUCCUCCCCAGCCGUCGGACUGCACUCCGGCGCCGCGCCCUCCUUGCCGGUCGUCUGCACCAUCCACCCUACCCGCCGGCUCGUCCCGCCCCUCCGCGCCAGAGAACUCUAUGGUCUUGUUCCAAAAUCCAAAUAUAGUGCAGCCUGAGGAGCGCUGCGGUGAGGUCAAGAUUACCUUCAGGAUUACUACGAAGCAUAGGUAUGCGUUGACGAUGAUGCAACAAUUUGGAAGCAAUGGAACAAAUGGGCACAUGAAACCUAGGACAAACAAAGAGGUGCUUUUUGAACCAAUUCCAGAUAAAGAAAGGAAAAAAAGUGCAGUGGAAGAAGAUCAUGUUUGAUAACAUGAAGUAUAUAUGAAGAAAAUGGCUCAAUUAAUGAGGGCCCCUUGAUGCUUGAUACAAAUUGUCCAGUAAAGCUAGUGUUUAUCAGACCAAAAGACAGUUAGUGUUUACAGAUUUCUGCAAUAAUUGGCAUGUAACAACUAUAAAUUAUGUUUGACUUUGGUAGAGGCUAAAUGUCCUGAUGAUGCAUUAGUGUAACUUGUGUGUGUUAUGUGUAUAACUUAUGUUUGGCAGAGGCUAAGUGAGAUGACAAAUUGACAUGUAAGAACUGUAAACGUGGCUUGCUUGUUUGGUGUGUAAUUUAUGGUAGCUUGCUUGUUUGUAUGUUUAUGCGUUCGUAACUUAUGCUUGCUUGUAUUAUGUGUGUAACUGUUCAGAUGGGCUUUUUUUUUUGGCUCGCUGCAGCUAUUGCUGCACAACAGGCAACUGGAGGUGGCAGCAGCAGCAGCAGCCAGCCGAACGGUGGGUUGCUUGAGGCAGCAGUAGCAACCAGCCGAACGGUGGGCUGCACAACAGGCAACUGGAGCAGGCCUAGCAUCUGACGGAAUGGUGGGCAUAACCCAUGGGAAUCAACUCCUCUGCAGUCGACUGCAGAGUGACAACGUCACUGCACGUGGGCCCAGCCGCUCAUCGGGCCCACGCGUCGGUCACUGCAGUCGACUGCAGAGGAUCUCAAUCCAACCCAUGGGCACCCACCUCUGGUGGUGCGGGUUGGAGUGGGUAGUUAAUUUAAAUCUAUGGGUUGGGUUGGAUUGGUUAAUCAUUUUAAUUGGCUGUGGGUAGGGGUGGAUUUUAACCCAUUAGCAGGGCUAGCUUCGGCCUUGUUUCUCCUCUUCGUCUGCUCAGCCUUGGUCGCCUCGCCUGCGCCACUGAUGACGGCUGCGGCACAAGCAGGCAGCAGGGAAGGAGAGAACUGCCCGCCGUUCAAGCUCUGCGGCAGCGUGAACAUCAGCUUCCCGUUCGCGAUCCUCCCGGAGCAGACGAUGGAGACCAGGUGCGGUCUGAUUGGGUUCCAGGUUCGUUGCACCAACAACACCCCGUACCUCGGGUACAACCGGCAGAACCACUGGUUCCAGAUCCUCGACAUCUUCUACGACAACGCUUCCUUGGUCGUCGUCGAUGUCCGCAAGCUCGAAGCCUUCGCCGGUUCCUCUGCUUCCAAACCCUGCCACCUCCCGAUGAACAACAGCUCCAACAAGAUCGGCCUGCCCUUCUCGGUCAGCCCCGCCAAUCAGAACCUGAUCCUUUACAGCUGCUCGGGCAAGCCACCCGCAGAGGCGGUGAGGCAGAGUCGCGGGCUGGUGGAGACGGUAUGCUCCAACGACAGCUUUUUUGGAGUCGUCGAGAGCUACGACGCGUCGGGCAGCUACGGCAGCUACUCUCUGGAGGGCUGCAGCGCCACCAUCGUGCCGGUGCUCGGGAGUUCGUCUGGCAAGGCGAACGUGAGCAGAUACGAGGAGCUCAUCGCUUGCGGCUUCCUCUUGACGUGGCAGGUGCCAUAUCGUUUCCACCGUCGCCCCAACUGUCAGUCUGAUGGUCAGUUGACUGAUGAGUGAUGACCAUUGUUGGAGGAGACUGAAGACUUGGACCUAGCUAGCCAACGCUGGCGCACCACCACGGCUUCGUUAUCAGCCCAGAAGACUAGCAUGUCAAACUUGGCCAGCUGCGACAGUUGAAUUCGUUGAACCAUCAUCGUUCCCGACCUUCACACUCCCACGCAACUUCCUUUCAGAAGAAAAAAGAAACCAUCCACCGACAUUUCUGGUAAUUCCUGACUUACCCCUGCAGCGGCAUUUCACGCCCACCGUAGCUAGUCGCACACUUGCAAUACUCCCCGUUGCAAUUUUGCAAAGAUGCAUCCGUCCCUUGCUCCUGCGCCUGCCGUGCUCUGUCCACCUCUGCUACUGCUCGCUCUACUAGCCAGAACCACCUCAGCGCCCCUAAACGCGACGACGGCGUCGUGCGGCGGCCUCACCAUCUCGCCUACCCGUUCUGGCUAGCCGGCACGCAUGGACCGGAGUGCGGCUACAAGGCCGUCCAGGCAGGUCACCUGCGAUAAAGGCAACACCUCCCUGAACAACUCGUACUGGAGGUACCAGAUCCUGAACAUCUUCUACGAUAACAGCUUGUUCAUAGUCACCAACCUCGACCUGACGUCAGACGUGCGCACUUGCGACCUUGCCUUGU